Molecule: messenger RNA, 775 nt
Organism: Ciona intestinalis (vase tunicate)
Lineage: Eukaryota; Metazoa; Chordata; Ascidiacea; Phlebobranchia; Cionidae
Source: RefSeq, a predicted model, not a curated record
UCUAUGUUUGUUAUUGCUCAGAAUUCCCGCGCAGCAGUGUGGCGUCACAAUACGGAAAUAUAGAUAGUUCAUGGUUCAGUAUUGUCGCGCGCCUGCAGGAGUGAUGCUGAUUGGUUGGUACGUCGCUCUCAUUGUUUACGUCAUAAUUAGACCAACCGCGUCACACAUAAGUUGUCCUGGUAACCAGAUAUAUUCCGACUGCGCAGGAUGUGACGUAGCCUGCAAUGCACAACGUCAUAAUGUUAUUUGUACGUCAGAAUGUCGUCAGAAAUGUACUUGUCAAUUCCCGUCUUUGUACAUGAGCGGUGACCAAUGUAUAACUGACCAACAAUGUGCUAUAUUAUUGGGUGAAACAUCCUACAAAUGCUAUCUCACAAGUGUAUGCGAUGUUAACAAUAUUUGUUGCGGAGAUUUGUCAAGUUCUACCUGCUGUCCUACAAACAACAUAUGUUGUAGGAAUGGGACAACACACACAUGUAGUAAUGUACCUUGUGCAGGAGUAAGGGCAACCUCAAGGUUGUUGUUUCCCAUAUUGCUGUUGAUAUCAUUGAUAUGUUACCUCUUGACAUGAAGAUAUAUUCAACUGCACAAGUAUCCUAUAUUCAGAGAUUAAAACUUUUUAUGAAGUAUAAUAUUUGUUAUUGUUGAUUUAACUUGAUUUAUUCUAUAAUAUUGUAUACUUUGUACAUCCUACAGUUUAUAAAACAUAUUCCACACACACAAGGUUUUUAAAUAUUUGUUUAUUAGCAUGAAAGUUUGAACAAAACGUCCCAAU